AGAGUCAAUUUCGAGAUGUAAAUGCGAUUGCAGCAUGGAAUGGAAAAGGUGCAGUCAUAUUGCCUGGGCUUUAUUUUUACCCAGGUUAAACUCAUAUACUUCAUGAUUUCCAUUGUAAUCCAGAUGCCAUUGAUGCUGUUAAAGUUGUUUAUUUUUAAUUUGUAUUGAGGAAUGAGAGCACACUUGGGAUUCAAUUCAAAAUAUAACAGAAACAAUGUAAUUGAAAUUGCCUUUAAUAUUCAUUUCUUGUUUUUGUAAGGUAUGCCUGUAUUUCACGGGGUUUAAUACAUUGUUUGAUAUCCUGUUAUUUUUCUAAAUUAUAUUUGAGUUGAUUUCUAUCCAGGUUGGACUUGUAUGAGAAUGUUGAAAGACGUUGACCUUUGAUCACAGACAUUACAAUAUGAAUUUUUCAGUUUCAAAAUGAAUUUUUAUUACUACUACCCCAGUUAUCUUUCACAUUUCUUUGUAAGUAACUUUACUGUAGUUAAAAAAAAAAAAAACACCCAAAACUGUUUCUCAUAUGGCUUUAAUAAUAGAGCAUAAACUUGUUUUUAUGAUAAGAAAGUUUACUAGAGAUUUGCUAGAUGCCAUUUGUUAUUAAUCUGUGCUUUGAGGACUCAGUUUCAUAGGACUCAGAAUGAUGUUUAUAAGCCUUUUAGUUAUCAGAACAUGAUGUCUUUUAUUAAUUAGCUUUUUAGGGGUCUUAAACUGUAAUUAACUGGCCUUCAAAUAAACACUACAAAUAAGCAUUUGAAAAUCCACUCUAUUCAUAAGGUAGAAAAUGACAUUUAUAAUCAUCCACUGACUGGAAAAGUGGAAAAAGAAAUUAAAAAGCCAAGUGAAGCAAGUUGGGAUGAUUCUACAUUAUCAUUAGAAACUUUCAAGAAUUUUCUCAGCCUGACUGUCCCCUUAGCCCACCAUUUUUGCCAUCAUUACACCAUGUUGCAUGUAUUACUUAUUCAUUGGGGAAUUUUCUACAACUGGGUUACUUUGUGAUUGUUGGUGUCCUUUUAAGAUUUCAGAUUAGUUGCUACACUGAUCAGUUAUCUUUUCAGAAGUUUCAAGAUAUUAAUAGUCCCCACAUUUAAGUUUCUAUAGAUUUUUAAAAAAUUAUUACUGUUCUGUUUUUCCCCCAUGUUACUACCCAUCUUUAGUGAGAGCUGUUCUUAUUUCUCAAGCUGUGCAGUUAAUUGGUCGUGCUAGCGUGUAUGUGCUUACUCUGUGCAGGCUUCAGAAUAAUUUAAUUGUGUAUUAAGUUUCAAACACUGACGACCUCUUAAAGAAGAAUGUUAAGUUAUACUAUUUCAUAUUUCAAUUACUUAAAUUACAUCAGUGAUGUAAUAAAAUGCAAUGUUGUCAUCGUAUUUAUUAAAUUUAAAUUUAAUUUUCAGCUAGUCCUUUGUCGAACUUGAAAUAUUUUCAUUUAUCAUAAACUGGAUCAGGCUUUGACACAUUUAUUUACAGAGGCACCCAAAUAGAAAAAGUAGGUCAAUUUGUUGCUAUGAUAGAAUAGAUUCUGGCAGUGUGCGAGAGUGUGUGUGUAUGUGUGUGUGUGCGUCUUGCCUGUCUUGAUCAAGUGCACAUUUCUCUCUAACUUUGGGGUAAGCUGCUUCUUGGGGACAGAAUGGCCCUUAGAGAGGUUUAACAUAGUUUUCUCAGCUUAAAAAUCCUUCUCUUUUUCAACGGGAUUAGAAAAUUCUCUUGCAACUUCGGUGUUUUCUGACUGAGUUUUUUCACUCCCCAUUUCCUCUGGGUUGUACAUGUAUAGUGAAUUCUUUUCUUAUUUCAUCUCUGCUUUUAAAUACUAGAUUGUUUUCUCAUCCAUGAAAAGAAGUAAAGCAUUUCAUUGACGCAGAUACUGUGAAUUUUACCCACAGGAAGAAAAUGUAGGGUUAACAUAUUGCUAGUAUUCAUACUUUAAAAGUAUAAAGAGAUGUGAAUUGAUUAAUUGAUUUGAUUUUUUCAUGAAAAUGACAUUUAUCUAAAAAAUAAGCAUCUGCUGUCUUACUGGAGAGGUGGCUUACAGUUUAACAUAACUUAGGUUUACCUUGAAGACAUUUUUUUUUCCUUUACUGUUAUCUGUAUUAUAUAACAGGGAGAAAACAAUACAUUCAGAGAGUAGAGGGAAAAUAAGAUAAUUCUAUAAUGUUUCCAAAUCAUUGGGCAUAUCAAAUAGUAUUUCAUCUUCUAUUGACAGAAUUUUAAAAACAAAAUAUAUAUUGCAAUUUGCAAUAAAACUUACCCUUUAUAGAUAAUUAAUAACAAAAUGUUCUCAGAGUAGAUUUUAAUGUUUAGACUAUUAGUAAGAUUUCAGAUGAUUGAAACAAAGCAUGUUUAUUCUUUUCUUUUGUGGAGCUUGGAUUGUUAAACAUUAGUUCUGGGAGAGACCAGGGAAGAUAAAGGUCUAUCAUAAACAUAACUAAUGAGAUAACUCCUCAAGGAUAAAUUUGGUCUAGAAUUAUUGUUAUGAGGUUAUAUUCUUUUAUAGAAUUUUCUAAAUCAAAUCUUGUACUUAAUUAAAAACAAUAGGGUAAUCUGACUUAAACUUUAAAAAUCUGGGCUUAUGAAAUAUAAUUCUUGCUAUAUAAUUCUUGCUUAGAGAAGUAGUGUGAUGGACUAUACAAAAGCAUUAAUUAGUGAUGGCACCUUCGGAGUAUGUAUGGAAAAAUAUGUCAACUGGUAGGUAAUAAUACCUGCUCUUAAAUUUCUCUUUUUUAUUUGUGUUUUCAAGGAGAGUCAUAUCAUCUAAUGUGUGUAAUGAAGUUAAUCGUGCUGAAUACACUAACAUCAUAGAAUUGGCAUGUAGUGUCAAUUAUUCACCAAAAAAGAAACUUAAGCAAUGACUAAUAUACCACAACAUUAGAUGUUGAUUUGAAAAGAUGAUGCAUAGAUGAAGUAAUUGUUAAAUUAAUCAUAAGGGAAAAUAUUGAGGCUUGAAAUAAAUUUGUUAGGUUAGCAUAAAUCCUGAGGCUUUUUGAAGGCAUCGUAAACUACUUUUGCAUUUGCUUUAAGUUCAUUGUUGAGGGGCAUAAGGAGAGCUCAGAGCCCAUCUGUGCCCAACUGCUGUGUGGUCUUGGGAAGGUCAGCCUGUCUUCUAGCUGAUUAAUCUGCAAAAUGAGAGGGUCAGAGAGACACUGUCCCCCGCCUCAUGUUGAAAACAGAUUACACUCUUGGAUUUGUUAAAAAAAAAAAAAAAAGAAGAAGAUCAUAGGUGACAAUGUCCACAGCUAUCAUAUUUCUUUUUCUCUAUUUAACAUAAUUAGAAUAGCCAGGAGGUUAAAAUUUUAGUAAAGAUAUGAAAAUUAAUAAAAUGUUUUCUCAAUUCAUAAAUAGUGCCAGAUCUGAAACAUCUAAGGAGGAUGGAGAAAAGUUCUAGAUAGUAUCUUUGCUGGCUAAAGAAGUUAAGACAGCAUCUAAGAGAAGUUAAGGAGCCAGGCGUGACGGCUCACGCCUGUAAUCCCAGCACUUUGGGAGGCUGUGGCAGGCGGAUCACCUGAGAUCGGGAGUUCAAGACCAGCCUGACCAACAUGGAGAAACCCCGUCUCUACUAAAAAUACAAAAUUAGUUGGGCAUGGUGGCGCAUGCCUGUAAUCCCAGCUACUUGGGAGGCUGAGGCAGGAGAAUCGCUUGAACCCAGGAGGUGGAAGUUGUGGUGAGCCAAGAUCGCGCCAUUGCACUCCAGCCUGGGCAACAAGAGCAAAACUCCUUCUCAAAAAGAAAAAAAAAAAAAAAGAAGAAGUAGUUAAGUUAGCAUAGUGCCUUACUGCGCCCAAAGUAACUUAGUAAAAGGAUAACGAAGGAGGCCCAACUUCAUUCAAUAAGGAGCCUGACGGAUUUAUCCCAGACGGUAGAACAAAAGGAAGAAUAUUGAUGGAUUUUAAACCAGAGUUUUUAAAGAGCUUGAGAAUACGGGGAAAUUAAUUUGUUCUCCUACACACAUAGAUAGGGUAAGGUUGUUUCUGAUGCAGCUGAGAAAAAUGCAGACCGUCAAAAAGGAGCAGGCGUCUCUUGAUGCCAGUAGCAAUGUGGACAAGAUGAUGGUCCUUAAUUCUGCUUUAACGGAAGUGUCAGAAGACUCCACAACAGGUGAGGAGCUGCUUCUCAGUGAAGGAAGUGUGGGGAAGAACAAAUCUUCUGCAUGUCGGAGGAAACGGGAAUUCAUUCCUGAUGAAAAGAAAGAUGCUAUGUAUUGGGAAAAAAGGCGGAAAAAUAAUGAAGCUGCCAAAAGAUCUCGUGAGAAGCGUCGACUGAAUGACCUGGUUUUAGAGAACAAACUAAUUGCACUGGGAGAAGAAAACGCCACUUUAAAAGCUGAGCUGCUUUCACUAAAAUUAAAGUUUGGUUUAAUUAGCUCCACAGCAUAUGCUCAAGAGAUUCAGAAACUCAGUAAUUCUACAGCUGUGUACUUUCAAGAUUACCAGACUUCCAAAUCCAAUGUGAGUUCAUUUGUGGACGAGCACGAACCCUCGAUGGUGUCAAGUAGUUGUAUUUCUGUCAUUAAACACUCUCCACAAAGCUCGCUGUCCGAUGUUUCAGAAGUGUCCUCAGUAGAACACACGCAGGAGAGCUCUGUGCAGGGAAGCUGCAGAAGUCCUGAAAACAAGUUCCAGAUUAUCAAGCAAGAGCCGAUGGAAUUAGAGAGCUACACAAGGGAGCCAAGAGAUGACCGAGGCUCUUACACAGCGUCCAUCUAUCAAAACUAUAUGGGGAAUUCUUUCUCUGGGUACUCACACUCUCCCCCACUACUGCAAGUCAACCGAUCCUCCAGCAACUCCCCGAGAACGUCGGAAACUGAUGAUGGUGUGGUAGGAAAGUCAUCUGAUGGAGAAGACGAGCAACAGGUCCCCAAGGGCCCCAUCCAUUCUCCAGUUGAACUCAAGCAUGUGCAUGCAACUGUGGUUAAAGUUCCAGAAGUGAAUUCCUCUGCCUUGCCACACAAGCUCCGGAUCAAAGCCAAAGCCAUGCAGAUCAAAGUAGAAGCCUUUGAUAAUGAAUUUGAGGCCACGCAAAAACUUUCCUCACCUAUUGACAUGACAUCUAAAAGACAUUUCGAACUCGAAAAGCAUAGUGCCCCAAGUAUGGUACAUUCUUCUCUUACUCCUUUCUCAGUGCAAGUGACUAACAUUCAAGAUUGGUCUCUCAAAUCGGAGCACUGGCAUCAAAAAGAACUGAGUGGCAAAACUCAGAAUAGUUUCAAAACUGGAGUUGUUGAAAUGAAAGACAGUGGCUACAAAGUUUCUGACCCAGAGAACUUGUAUUUGAAGCAGGGGAUAGCAAACUUAUCUGCAGAGGUUGUCUCACUCAAGAGACUUAUAGCCACACAACCAAUCUCUGCUUCAGACUCUGGGUAAAUUACUACUGAGUAAGAGCUGGGCAUUUAGAAAGAUGUCAUUUGCAAUAGAGCAGUCCAUUUUGUAUUAUGCUGAAUUUUCACUGGACCUGUGAUGUCAUUUCACUGUGAUGUGCACAUGUUGUCUGUUUGGUGUCUUUUUGUGCACAGAUUAUGAUGAAGAUUAGAUUGUGUUAUCACUCUGCCUGUGUAUAGUCAGAUAGUCCAUGCGAAGGCUGUAUAUAUUGAACAUUAUUUUUGUUGUUCUAUUAUAAAGUGUGUAAGUUACCAGUUUCAAUAAAGGAUUGGUGACAAACACAGAA
Messenger RNA from Homo sapiens (human), 5652 nucleotides. It is a transcript of the gene NFIL3, whose product is annotated as nuclear factor, interleukin 3 regulated. Gene Ontology annotation, molecular function: DNA-binding transcription factor activity; DNA binding; RNA polymerase II cis-regulatory region sequence-specific DNA binding. Bases 3963 to 5351 code for a protein of 462 amino acids. NCBI's taxonomy places the organism in Eukaryota, Metazoa, Chordata, Mammalia, Primates, Hominidae. The transcript is spliced from 2 exons. Gene Ontology annotation, cellular component: nucleus. Gene Ontology annotation, biological process: negative regulation of DNA-templated transcription; transcription by RNA polymerase II; regulation of DNA-templated transcription. The record is from RefSeq and is a predicted model, not a curated record.